AUGCUUUUCACUAAGACAUUAUUCACAAGAUUACAACUACAAGGUAAACUUAAACAGAGUAUAACUUUAAACACUAUUAAAUUCAAUCAUAUAAUUAUUUCAAAAGCAAUGGUUCACAACAAAGUCACUAUUAUUGGUUCUGGUCCAGCUGCACACACUGCUGCCAUUUACUUAGGUCGUGCAGAAAUUCCUCCUACUAUGUAUGAAGGUAUGAUGGCUAAUGGUAUUGCUCCAGGUGGUCAACUAACUACCACCACUGAAAUUGAAAACUUCCCUGGUUUCCCAGAAGGGUUAAUGGGCGGUGAAUUAAUGGAUAGAAUGAAAGAACAAUCUGUUAAAUUCGGUAACAACAUUAUUACUGAAACUGUUUCAAAAGUCGAUUUAUCUUCUAAACCAUUUAAAUUAUGGACCGAAUUCAAUGAAGAUGAAGAACCAAUUACUACUGAUGCUUUAAUUAUCUCUACUGGUGCUUCCGCUAAGAGACUACAUUUACCAGGUGAAGAAACUUACUGGCAACAAGGUAUCUCUGCUUGUGCCGUCUGUGAUGGUGCAGUUCCAAUCUUCAGAAACAAACCAUUGGCUGUUAUUGGUGGUGGUGAUUCUGCUUGCGAAGAAGCCCAAUUUUUAACUAAAUACGGUUCAAAAGUCUACUUGGUCGUUAGAAAGGACUAUUUGAGAGCUUCAACUAUCAUGCAAAGACGUGUUGAAAAGAACGAUAAGAUUGAAAUUCUAUAUAAUACUGUCCCACUAGAAGCUAAAGGUGAUGGUAAGUUCCUAACUUCCCUAUUGUCCAACAAUGUCAAAGAAAACAAACAAUUUGAUCUACCGAUCAAUGGUUUAUUCUAUGCUAUCGGCCACAAGCCAGCUACUGAGAUUGUUAAGGGUCAAAUCGAUAUGGAUGAAACUGGUUACAUUAAGACUGUUCCAGGUACAUCUUUGACAUCUGUUCCAGGUGUUUUUGCCGCUGGUGAUGUCCAAGACUCUAAAUACAGACAAGCCAUCACUUCUGCUGGUUCUGGUUGUAUGGCUGCUCUAGAUGCUGAAAAAUUCCUUACCGAACUUUACGAUUAA
This is a messenger RNA of Maudiozyma barnettii, 1071 nucleotides long. It is a transcript of the gene TRR2, whose product is annotated as thioredoxin-disulfide reductase TRR2. Gene Ontology annotation, biological process: removal of superoxide radicals. The record is from RefSeq and is a predicted model, not a curated record. The transcript has a single exon. The coding region runs from base 1 to 1071 and encodes 356 amino acids. Gene Ontology annotation, molecular function: thioredoxin-disulfide reductase (NADPH) activity. Lineage: Eukaryota; Fungi; Ascomycota; Saccharomycetes; Saccharomycetales; Saccharomycetaceae. Gene Ontology annotation, cellular component: cytoplasm.